AUGUCUUUUUUUAGGAAAAAAGAGCCAAUCGGUGACUCAAAGGCUGGAGCACUUCUUAGUGACAUUAAAAAUCUAGCUGAAAAGAAAAAGGAAGCCUAAUAAAAGAAAGAAAUGGCAAAGUUUGCACGAUAAACAGAACAAUUCAAUGAAGAUUAUGAUAUCUAUAAACGGGAGUAUGAAAUUCAAGAAGCAGAAAGACAAAUUUAACUGAGAGAGAGUUAGAGAGCUGAAAAAAAUAGGCAAAGAUGUCUCAAACUUAUUCUAAUUAUUCCAAAUUAAAGCAGAUUCAAGCCUUUUUGGGAUUUUAUCCUAUUUCUUGCAUGUAUUGGAGAGAUAUUGCUUGUUCCCUAUACGUCUCUUUUUGUGGUAGAUUUAAUAGCUUCCAUUCCGACUUUGGUUUCAUACUAAAACGAGAACAUUUACUUUUUAAAAUGUUUCAGAAUAUUCUACUUUUCAUAUAUGCUGCAAAUUUAGAAAUCUUUGACAUUUCGAGUGGCUGACAUUCUUGCUUUCAAUCGUUAAACAUUCCUAACAAUAGAAUAUUUCUCAAGUUUUUCGAUUUCGCUUAUUUUUAUGGUUCAUUUACUCUCUUGCUUGUGGAUUUUAAUUGGUAAAUUCUUAAUCAUUAAUGUUAAUGAAGGUCAAUCUGUAUAAAACAGUUGGAUACUGGCUACUGAAUACAUAGAUAAGCCAUCAGAGGAUGUUUAUAUUACAGCACUAUAUUGGGUCAUCACAACUCUUACUACUGUAGGAUAUGGAGAUAUCAAAGGUUUGACCUACUAAGAAUAUUUAUUUACAAUGGCUGUUGAGUUUAUCGGUAUUGCUAUGUUUGCCUUGAUCAUGGGCAGCAUUAACAGAAUUUUAAAUGAAGGAGAUGGUGCAUUAGAUAUCAUAGACGAUAAGAUUAAAGAGGUAGAUUUGUGGUUGCUAAAAUUAGAUAAUACCAGAUCUGACAAAUCUAUACCUAGGCCACUUUAUGAUAAAAUCAAAGAAUUUAUUGCAAGUUCACUUAGAAGAGACUUUGAUAUGUUAAUAGAGGGCUAUGAUUUCUUUGAUUAACUCAAGCCGUAGCUUAGAUAUCGUGUAGUCGAAGAUGUAUUUUUUGAGUUUAAAUAAAGAUUCAACUACUUCUUUUAUGAAGGCGACGCCAAUUUUAGAGCUUCAAAAGAAUUCGUGAGCUACUUUAUUUGCAACUUAUACUGCAGAAUAUAUGUUCCCAAUCAAAUCAUAAUCAGAAAGCAUGAUAGAUUUGCUGAGAUGUACCUGAUCGAGUCAGGCAAUGUUAUGUUGAGCCUAAAGACAAAAUGGUAGAAUGAGUACUUCAAACUACCCAGUUAAACAUACUUCGGAGAUUACCAAAUCCUUUUAAAUUAUAUUUCAAAAGAAUGCUACACCUCUGGUCAUAAGGAGACUAGAAUGAUGUGUAUUAGAAAGAAAACAUUAAUUGAGCUUCUUGAAAAAUUUCCACUUAUAUAUGAUUUCUACGUCGAGAGAGCAAAGAAAAGAAGAGUAGAGUUUAGAAGAAUCAAAGCAAUAUAUCUUGAGGAGCACAAUCUUAAUAGUGAAUCUGAAGAUGAAGACAGGUAACUUAAGACUAGAUCUUCAGUUGAAAUUGCUAGUCCAAAAGACCCCUUACCUUUGAUUGCUUAAAACAAUGGCAAAAAUGCUGCAAUCCCAGACUUCCUGCUUGACACAGAAUAUUAUUUCAAAAGAGACACUCUGCAAAGAUCUGAAGUCCUAUUAGAGCAAGAAGAUGAAAACGAGGCUAUCAGUAAGAAACUUAAUAAAGAGUAGUAAGAGGAGGAAGACAGAUUUAAGUAGGAUAAGACCUCAAUCAUGAUCACCAAAAUUGAAUGUUAAAUUGACGAUACUAAUAAAGCCCUUUUAAAGAUGAAGCAACUUCUUGGGAAAAACUCAGAGAUAACAUCGGAAUAUUUUGAUAAAGUAAUUAGAGGAGCCCCAGAUUCCGUAAGGCCAAAUAUCGAGCAACUCUCAAAAAUCAUUGCCAAAAUGCAAAUAAUAUUGAAUAAACCUUAAUGA
Messenger RNA from Stylonychia lemnae, 2040 nucleotides. Lineage: Eukaryota; Ciliophora; Spirotrichea; Sporadotrichida; Oxytrichidae. The record is from the annotation of a GenBank genome assembly.